Colletotrichum acutatum is the source of this 603-nucleotide messenger RNA. RefSeq names its product MJ0936 family phosphodiesterase. Gene Ontology annotation, cellular component: retromer complex; endosome. The record is from RefSeq and is a predicted model, not a curated record. The transcript is spliced from 3 exons. The coding region runs from base 1 to 603 and encodes 200 amino acids. Gene Ontology annotation, biological process: retrograde transport, endosome to Golgi; intracellular protein transport. Lineage: Eukaryota; Fungi; Ascomycota; Sordariomycetes; Glomerellales; Glomerellaceae.
AUGGCGUUCUUAAUUCUAGUCAUUGGCGACCUUCACAUCCCAGAUCGCGCCCUCGAUAUCCCCCCAAAGUUCAAGAAGCUCCUCGCUCCAGGAAAGAUCGGCCAGACCCUCUGCCUGGGCAACCUGACAGACAAGCACACGUACGAGUACCUCCGCACCAUCGCCCCGGACCUCAAGAUCGUAAAAGGCCGCUUCGACGUCGAGGCCACCAGCCUUCCCCUCACCCAGGUCGUCACCCACGGCUCCCUGCGCAUCGGCUUCCUCGAGGGCUUCACCCUCGUCUCCAACGAGCCCGACCUCCUCCUCGCCGAGGCCAACAAGCUCGACGUCGACGUUCUCUGCUGGGGCGGCACCCACAAGUUCGACGCCUUCGAGUACAUGGACAAGUUCUUCGUCAACCCCGGCAGCGCCACGGGCGCCUUCACCGCGGGCUGGGGCAAGGACGGGGAGGAGCCCGUCCCCAGCUUCUGUUUGAUGGAUGUGCAAGGGAUUUCUCUCACACUCUACGUAUACCAACUACGGAAAGACGACAAAGGCAAUGAGAAUGUUGCUGUAGAAAAGGUGACAUACACGAAGCCCGUGGAACCAUCGGCAGCAGCAUGA